CGCUUGACCUAAUGCCGUAUCGUUAUUGAGUUAUCAGCAUUUUGAAUAAAAGCAACUCGCACACAAUUACAGCGCCAUACUACAAUGGUGUUAAAUCAUUUUUUGUUUACGUUAGUUAUCACAAAUUUGGCUGCAAAUGCUGCUAAACAGUGUCAAACCCCGAACAACUUUUCCGGCGAAUGCGUCCCAAUUGAAAACUGCCCUUUACUUAAUUUCUUUUUCGAAAAUGAAUCGCAAACACCUACACGAAAUGAUGCUUUGUAUCUGAAUAAAUCUUUAUGUAAUUUUUCGGAUGUGGAUGACAACCCAAUAGUGUGCUGUCCCAUGAACACCUUACUAGAAAGAACUGAUUGUGGUAUUAGUGUUGAAAAAAAGAUAUACGGGGGACGAAUAACCGAGCUUGAUGAAUUUCCUUGGAUGGCAUUACUAGAAAAGAAAAAAUCGGAUGGUAGCAAAGAAUUCGUCUGUGGAGGCGCUUUGAUUAACAACAAGUAUGUUUUAACCGCUGCACAUUGUGCUGUUUUGAAGAUAGUAAGCGUCCGUUUGGGCGAGUACAAUACAAAGAGUGAUGUGGAUUGUAUAAAGCAGGGUAUAAAUAAUAAUGACCAGGAUUGUGCACCACCACCAAUUAAUGUUCCUAUCGAAGAAAAAAUUAUCCAUGAGCGUUAUAGCAUUUCCAAUAGUUUGAACAAAUACCACGAUAUUGCAUUAUUGAAAUUAAAAUAUGCAGUGGAAUUUUCAGAUUACAUAAAACCUGUUUGUCUUCCGAACUUUCCCGAGAAAAGCUCUUACAAAGGUGUUAACUUUACCAUCGCCGGUUGGGGAGAAACCGAGAAUAAAACUACGAGUAACGUUAAGCUAAAAGUUGAGCUUCCACUUAAAAGUCGAUUACACUGCCAAAAUGCCUUCCGUAUUUACAAUUUUAAGUUAGAAUUAUCUGAAGGUCAGUUGUGCGUAGGGGGGGAAAAGGGCAAAGAUUCUUGCGUCGGAGACAGUGGAGGGCCUUUGAUGAAUGCCAACAGAAAUAAGAAUAACGACUUGGUGUGGUAUGUGGUCGGAAUUGUGUCCUCUGGGUCCAACAGGUGUGGGUUGGAAGCUUUUCCAGGAAUAUACACAAAUGUGUCACAUUAUGUGCCAUGGAUAAUUAGCAAAAUAAAACCCUAAUAAAAUACAGAAGAUUA
Molecule: messenger RNA, 1181 nt
Organism: Tribolium castaneum (red flour beetle)
Lineage: Eukaryota; Metazoa; Arthropoda; Insecta; Coleoptera; Tenebrionidae
Product: phenoloxidase-activating factor 3
Exons: 6
Coding region: 85-1164 (359 amino acids)
Biological process (GO): proteolysis
Molecular function (GO): serine-type endopeptidase activity
Source: RefSeq, a predicted model, not a curated record